GAAGGUGACGUACGUACGCGGCGAUUGGUGAAAACUUUCGCGCGCAUAGUGAGCGCCCUCAAACGGAACGCUACGGUUUUAACACUCUCGUCUGUUUUUUGGAACAACUCGCCAGGGUUUUUCGCGUAAAUCAAAGAUCGCCAACAUGUCUGACGAAGCGACAGCACCAGCGAAACGCGGACGCAAAGCGGCCGCCGCCGAUAAAGCCGGUGAGAAGGCCGAAAGCAAAAAAAGACAGCGGAAGGAGGUGAAACAGGUCGAGAGCGGCGAUGAGGACGAUGUUGCACCGAAACGGGGCCGUGGACGACCAAAGGGCUCUACCAAGAAGAAAGCACCAGCGAAACCAAAGGCCAAAUCAGCUACAGGACGUCGAGGGCGCCCGCGAAAAGAUGACAAAGGCAAAGACUCCGAGGACGAGGAUAACGAAGAGAAUGAUGGAGGCGAUGAUGAUUAAGUUGUAUUUUGAAAUGGCGAUGUCCGAAGUCAUUUUACUCAUUCCGAUAAGAAAAAAGUGUAAAUCGUACCAUUUGUAGAGAUAGUCAUAUUAUUUAUUAGAUUUUUAUAUCUUUAUCGUCAGAAUUUUGUAUCAGUUUUUGUGGACUUCGUCAUUUUAGUCUUAAGUAAUUAAAUCUUAUUAUUAAGUGUA
Molecule: messenger RNA, 646 nt
Organism: Photinus pyralis (common eastern firefly)
Lineage: Eukaryota; Metazoa; Arthropoda; Insecta; Coleoptera; Lampyridae
Product: high mobility group protein HMGI-C-like
Exons: 4
Coding region: 146-454 (102 amino acids)
Molecular function (GO): DNA binding
Source: RefSeq, a predicted model, not a curated record